Messenger RNA from Terrapene triunguis (Three-toed box turtle), 840 nucleotides. It is a transcript of the gene C1QL2, whose product is annotated as complement C1q like 2. The record is from RefSeq and is a predicted model, not a curated record. The transcript has 2 exons. The coding region runs from base 1 to 840 and encodes 279 amino acids. Gene Ontology annotation, molecular function: protein binding. Lineage: Eukaryota; Metazoa; Chordata; Testudines; Emydidae.
AUGGGACUCGUGCUGCUCGUCGCCGUCCCGCUGCUGCUGCAGGCGGCCCCGGAGAGCGCGGCGCACUACGAGAUGAUGGGCACCUGCCGCAUGAUCUGCGACCCCUAUAGCAGCGCCAGCGCCAGCGCCAGCGCCCGGGCCGGCGGCCCCAGCAGCACGGCCGCCGUGGAGGCGCUGCAGGACCUGAGCGCCAACCCCCCGCCGCCCUUCCUCCCGGGACCCAAGGGGGAGCCCGGCCGGCCGGGCAAGCCGGGGCCCCGGGGCCCUCCAGGGGAGCCGGGGCCCCCCGGUCCCAGAGGGCCGCCCGGAGAGCGGGGAGACUCGGGCAAGCCGGGGCUGGCGAUGGCCGGGGCUGGCGCUCCCGGGGCGGCAGGGGGCGGUGUCGGCCCCGGGGCGGGCGCCGCGGGGGAGGUGAGCGGGGCGCUGAGCGCGGCCUUCAGCGGCCCCCGCAUCGCCUUCUACGUGGGGCUGAAGAGCCCCCACGAGGGCUACGAGGUGCUCAAGUUCGACGACGUGGUGACCAACCUGGGCAACCACUACGAGCCGGCCACGGGCAAGUUCAGCUGCCAGGUGCGGGGCAUCUACUUCUUCACCUACCACAUCCUCAUGCGCGGCGGGGACGGCACCAGCAUGUGGGCGGAUCUCUGCAAGAACGGCCAGGUGCGGGCCAGCGCCAUUGCGCAGGACGCCGAUCAGAACUACGACUAUGCCAGCAACAGCGUGGUGCUGCACCUGGACUCGGGGGACGAGGUGUACGUCAAGCUGGAUGGAGGCAAAGCACACGGAGGCAACAACAAUAAGUACAGCACUUUCUCUGGCUUUCUUUUAUACCCCGAUUAA